Molecule: messenger RNA, 267 nt
Organism: Clunio marinus
Lineage: Eukaryota; Metazoa; Arthropoda; Insecta; Diptera; Chironomidae
Source: the annotation of a GenBank genome assembly
AUGCAAGCUCAUCAGUCGGGAACUCAGAGCUUCGAAAGUAAUAAUUCAUUUGGCAAUUUAUGGAUUAAUUAUGCGAUUCUUGAAGCCCUGACGUGGUUCGAGUAUUUAAGUAUGAGCUUCAUUUGCACAUGUAAAGAGCAAAAGACUCAAAGAACAAAAACAGAAGAAGAAAUAAAAAAAAUUAUUCAGGAAACAAUGGAUUGGUAUUUAAAGAAUAAAUUUUCUUCCCCAUCGUCUUCAUUAAUUACACUUUGCCAUCAUGCAUGA